This is a messenger RNA of Dreissena polymorpha, 2380 nucleotides long. RefSeq names its product 1,5-anhydro-D-fructose reductase-like. Gene Ontology annotation, molecular function: aldose reductase (NADPH) activity. Gene Ontology annotation, cellular component: cytosol. The coding region runs from base 204 to 1172 and encodes 322 amino acids. The transcript has 10 exons. The record is from RefSeq and is a predicted model, not a curated record. NCBI's taxonomy places the organism in Eukaryota, Metazoa, Mollusca, Bivalvia, Myida, Dreissenidae.
AACUCUCCCCCACAUCGGGGUCAAUGACUACGUCAAAAAUGAUAGCGAGUUUUUGUCGUGUAACCUAGUUUUUCCACAAUGAUAACGCGGCUUGAGAUUGACUGACAUCUAUUACCACGGCGUGCACAGAUUGACCCAUUUGCUGAAGUACAUUUACCCACCGACAGUUUCAGCUGCAGGCUUUAGAUUCUCGGGUUUCAAACAUGGCAAAACAAUUUGACUUCACUCUGCGGGGAGGACUGAAGAUGCCUGCUCUGGGACUUGGUACAUAUGCCCCAAAGGAGGGUGAUGACGAAGUGUUUGAAGCUGUCAUGGCUGCAGUGAAGGCAGGUUAUCGUAGUCUCGACUGUGCAGCCAUCUACAGAAACGAGCGAGCAGUAGGCAGCGCAAUUAAAAAACAUAUUGUCCAGGGAGGGAUACAGCGUGAGGACUUGUUCAUUACCAGCAAAUUAUGGAACACCUGCCACAGGCCGGACCUUGUAAGGGCAAGCUUGAAGAAGUCCCUAGAUGACCUUGGGGUCAAGUACCUUGACCUCUACCUAAUCCAUUGGCCAAUGGCAUAUAUGGAAGGCGAGGAGUUCAUGCCUAGAGAUGAGAAUGGCAAAGUGGUCUUCUCAGAUGUGGACUAUGUGGACACCUGGAAGGCACUAGAAGAUUGUGUAGAUGAAGGUUUAGUUCGAAACAUUGGCGUCUCCAACUUCAGCAGCAGACAACUGCAGCGUGUCUUGGACGUGGCCAGGAUAAAACCUCAAGUCAAUCAGGUUGAGUGUCACCUUCACCUUCAGCAAGAAAGAUUGCUGGACUUCUGCAAUAAGAAUGGAGUUGUUCUGACGGCAUAUUCCCCAUUAGGUGCCCCUGGAACAUUUGGGGCACCUGGGUCCCAGAGUGAACAAUUUGUGCCAGUAUUACAAGAACCCAAAGUAUUAGAAAUAGCAAAAACCAAAAAUAAGACGCCUGCGCAGGUUAUACUCCGCUUCCUUCUGCAGCUAGGUGUGAGUGCGGUGCCAAAAAGUGUGAAACCUGAGAGAAUACAGGAGAACUAUCAAGUCUUUGACUUCAGUCUCUCGGAGGAAGAAAUGCAGGCAUUGAAGGGCCUAAAUAAAGAUGUCAGACUAUGUUCAGAGCCAGUUGCUGUCGAACACAAGUAUUACUCAUUCAACGACCCCUUUUAACUGCUGAACAUUUACUUGGGACUAGCUAAAGAAACUUCAGCGUACAGUUUAUAUAGUAUUGACAUACCUGUACGCUGAAGCCAACCCCGUAUCGAAAGUCAACCAGAGUCGUAACAUAUUUAUGUCACGCUAUAAUUCAAAGAAUGCUCAUUUUCUUGGAUACAUUUCUAGAUAUAUUGGUGAAUGAAUAUAAAUUACUGCAUCGAGGAAUAUUUUAAGGUUCAAAUGUUUCAAAUGCAUCUUACAACUGAUUAAAAAAGCUCUCAUCGGUCUGAAAUUCACAAUUUUGACGCCAUUGUCGCUUUGUCACGUGACGAAUUUUCAUUUGGAUACUUUCUGAUCGGCCUUGACAUUUUUUGCUGAAAUUGUAAACAUUACUUUCGUUUUCUGAAAUCUAUUAUUUGUGAUUAACAACUUACGUCUGGUGGAUUAUAAGACUGAUUUCAGUGUGAAUCAGGUAGUUUCAAAUAAUAUUUACUUUGAGUUUGUAUUUACACUACAAACUGUUUACAAAACAAGCCAGAAUAAUCUAAAAUACCGGGAAAUGUCAUUCUGAAUUUGAAAAACCUUGAGCACAUGGUAUGUUACUAAAAAUAGAAAUAACGUCAUAUGACCGUGAAAUCUCGGGAGAUUCGCAUUUCAAGAAAGUCUGUCACAUCGCUGUUUUUCUCCAUAUGUAAGAGCAGAAUAGAUAAAGUUUAAAUGUUUAAGAUAGUAUUUUGUGAAAGAAUAUAUCAGUUAAAUGUGAAAAAUGUCAAUCUUUCCGAUCAAGUGGUUGAUUUGGGCCAAUAACUGCAUUUAAAAGCUGUUUUGGACCGGUCUUUGUUAACUGUCAACUUUUCGGGAAUUUCUGGUUGACUUUCCUAAUGGGGUUGGUCCAUAACUAUAAAGUCGCGCCAAAAGUCGCGCCAGUCAAAAAUCAUAAAAAGCGACAUUUAAAGUUAUGGUAGCUAGAACUAACUUGGGACUUAAUUGAAAGUGCCUUACUACAUGCUACGUUCAUCUUACAGCAUUUGUUAUUGACAUUUAUGAUAAUUCGUAUUUUGGAUUCACAUUUUAUGAAAAUUCUAUUUACAUCAUUGUCUGUAUUCAUAAAAUACAUUUAAUAAUAUAUUUUUUCUGAUUAUGUACCGAAUUUUAUUAAAAAAAAAAUGUUUUAAUUUGUAUUUUAUUCUUAAAUUUUAUGAAAAAUGAAAAUUUUCACAAUU